UCUCUGUCUGUCAGCUGUCUGUCUAAUGUCGUCGUCUACUACUAUUGUCAAGCGGAUUAGUGCAUUUUAAAGUUGUUCUAAUAGUAGUGAUUGUCAAGUAGUGUUGUCAAGAUGGCAACGCUGGAAGAUGGAGUUGAGUUUCCGUCAGAGCUGUGUUGGGCUCCACAAGCACUGGUGGGGGUGGCUGGCUUGGACACUCUAAACAACGCGGUUCACCGCAUCGUGUGGGAAGCUCUGGCCAACAGUCGACGUCAAGAUCGUUCCGCAGUCCACUUCAAACUGCUCGGACCUGUACAUGAGUUCCCUACAAUGAAGCCCAAGAGAAAUUCAUAUGAGUGGUACAUACCAAAAGGAAUUUUAAAACGAAACUGGAUGAAAAAGCAUCUCAAAGAAAUCCCAGCUGUAGUCGUUAUCUUCUACGACCUAGACUGGGAUGAUCCUGACUGGCCGGAGAAGAAAAUCGAGUGCACUUCUCGAGUGCAAUCCAUCAGAGCGGCGCUGGAAGGACGCAACACUAAGCUUGGUGUAGUCCUUAUACAACAUAAGGCUCCUCUACCUGUGGCGGAAGAUACGGUGGCUGUGGAGAGGGCGGCUGCGUUGUGCGCUGCGUCCGAUAUCAGCCCGAAAUGCCUUUUUGUGCUGCCUCACGUUGAUCAUCUUCAGGGAUAUGUUCUCAGGUUGGAGAAUGCAUUUUACGAGAUGGCGCAAGGCUAUUAUACACAGGAAGUGAGACAUGUCAAAUCUCACAGGGAGUUCCUCAACAAGACUACGCAUCAGUACCUGUUCGUUCGACACCAGUACAAGAUGGCAUUUCUCAGCGAACUCAAGCAGGACAAUAGGAACGCUCAUGUCCAUUAUUCGGCUUCUUACAGUAAUCUGCUUGAGUUACGAAUAAACGACACUAACAGCCACGAGGUGAAAACAGUGGCUGGCUUUAUACUCUACAAGGUAUGUCGACUGUUGUUUGCGCUGAACCAACCGAGAGAUGCGAUCAACCAGUUCCGCAGCCACGUAGACCACUUUCGGCCGAAGGUCGGACCACCAGAGUUGAUCUUUCAACACUACGCUUGGUUGGCUAAACAAUACUGUUUGUUCGGCGAGUUGUUUGAGGAGGCCAUCCGAGGAGGGUUGCCAGCCGUACAGACGAUGCACCCUGGAUACUACUACGAGCAGGCAGCUAGGCUGGCUACGGACAGGAAACUAUCUUGUCUGCAGUUGUGUCAGGGUGUGGAUAAGUAUCCAGCCAGUGACCCGUUGGCAGGCACAGACUCGCUGGAGUUCUACGGACAGCGGCCGUGGCGGGCGGGCAGUCUCAGCGCCCAACCUCCUGACCCAACGCGCGAGCUGGAGGGUACGGUCGCCUUGCAGUACAACGAGAAGCACAAAGUCAGCCACUCGGCAAUCAUCAUAAGCUUACUGGGCAACGCCAUCACUCAAUUCAAGAACUAUCGCUGCCCGAGGAUGAGGCGACACCUUGCUAUUCAAAUGGCGGAUGAGUACUACAGCUCCAAAGACUACGGGAAAGCCUUAACACUGCUGAUGCACAUGUUGUGGGACUACCGUGCUGAGGCGUGGACCUCACUGCUGACCAGUCUCCUCAGCAAGGCUCUGGCCUGUGCCUACCUCACCGCCUCCCUCAGAGAGUACCUGGACCUUGCUCUGGAGGCUUCUGUCCACUUCCCACACGCUCGCCAGGUCCAAGUUCUUGACAACAUUUUGGCAGUUGUCUCAGGUGGAGUCCCUGAGCCAGAGCCAGACAUUGUGUCGGACGAGGCAACCGCCGCUCGUAGCCUGUGGUUGUCCAAGAUGACCACCCCAUCUCCGCCGCCACACACUGUUGAUGUUACCAACAUAUCCUUUCCGGUAGAUUGUAAGGCAAAACUUGUACAGGAGGUUCAUGACAGCGUUGAUAUCCAAGUGCUUAUCAGGUGUAGGUUUGUAAAACCCGUCCAGUUCUCUCGGCUCAGCGUGUGUGUGAACAAUCCAACAGUCAGCUCUGAGUUUGCGAUGUGCGACUCGUCCGGAGAUCAGCUGCUCUUCCAGCCUGGAGAGGUGAAGAACUUCCUAUGCCAGAUCACUCCGGACCCGGCAGAUGCUGGCAAGGAAAUUCAGAUCGGAUCAAUUCUUUUGGAGAUGGGAGAAGAAAACUGUCAGAAAGUCGUUCUUAGAUUUACUGGUAGUGAAUCUACUAAACACACUCUUCCAGAGUUAAAAUAUUUCAGGUACAGCAGUCGUGAAGACGCACAGUUUGACCAGUUUUUACCCGCGGUCUCGUUGACACUAAUUCAGCCCGAGGCGAAGUUGUCGCUGACCGUGACGCAUGAUGCGCCAGCCCUGCUUGGCUCGUGGCACCCUCUGGUGGUGCGACUCAACAAUCAGGAGUCUGGCGCAGUGACUGGCGCAACAUUACACGUGGCUAUCAAGUCUACACCCGAGGAUCCCACCAUUGAGCAGAAAACCGACAUGUGUGAGACUGUGGCCAAAGGGUUGUUAUCUCUUCCCUUAUCACUGGCUGUAGAGGACAUCCCAGCUGGAGAAUCAGCUGAUAAGACUUUCUACCUAAGACCCCACACACUCACUACUCGCUAUCUGUCUGUCUUUGUAACAUACGCUUCGCCCCUGGGACAGCAAUGCGCUCAGGCAGUGGAGACGAGUGUUGAGGUCAAGAAGGCGUUGGAAGUCAAGUUUUCCUUCCUCUCUACAAGGUGUGAGCCAAUCACAAAGCUGUAUGCUAGGGAGCCGUUCUUCAUUGUUCCGCAGAUAGACUGUCACGCUCCCUGCGCUGUCACAGUGCAGAAAACGGAGCUACAAUUGGCUGCUGAGGCACAGCUGCAGCAGACGACGUACAAGUGUCAGCUGACAGGUGCUGAGCUAAGAGAGGGGGAGGGAGGGACCUGCAUUGCUUGUGUUGUUAUCAACAGCCCGUCAGACCAACCUGUCUCUCUCGGCAACUUUGUCAUCCAUUGGAACAGGCAAGGUAAUGAGGUGAGCUCGCUGGUUGUGGCGUUCCCCAGUGUAACAGUUGAAGACUGUCCUUUACAACUAGAAAUGUGCGUGCCAGCACACGGUUGGGUCAGGACUCCACUGCCAGUUUCGUACUUGGUCUACAACCACACGGAUUACCUCAUCACUCUCAGUUUAAACAUGGAGCCUAGUGAAGCGUUCAUGUUUGCCGGCCAUAAACAGAUGAAAAUGAGCGUACUGCCCCAGUCUUGCCAAAGACUAGAGUACAACUUGUACCCGCUGUUGUCCGGGUUGGUAGCCCUGCCGCAGCUGAAACUCACUGUUCCAUCUGAGAUAGUAACGGUGCAGCAAGUCAGUGACCUAAUCAGUAGAGCUAUACCAACACACGUGUACAUCAUGCCUCAAGCCAAGAGCAGAGCUACUUCUACUCCGACUCCGGCUUAGUUGAUCUCACAACUGCCUUAGAAUUAAGAAGCAUUUGUUAGGAUAUAUUUUUUUUUUCUAAAACAUAUGUUUGAAAUGUAUGUUUAUAUUUAUUAUUAGCUUUGCUCAGUGGUAUGAGCCUAAAAUAAUCAAAUAAAUUAUUAGAAGCUGCUACAAAAACCACUAGUAUUACCAAUGAUUAAGGAAUUUUAAAUGUGUUUCUAUAGUUAAUAGCAUUACCAUUGUAUCAUACUUUGAUUUUAUGUAUUUAUUUAUAUAUUUAUUGCAAGACAUUCAAAGUAUAUUUAUCUAUAAAUAUUUUCUGUAGAAGACAUUCUAUGUUCAAAACACAGUAAAUUGUCUCUAAUUUCAUUCUUAUAGAGAAUCUAUAUCAAUAUUCUACAUUACUUAUUUAAUACGCUUUACGCAAGCAGGUUUUUUGUGACAAUUACUCCUCCGAAACUACUAAACUGAUUGACAUGUUUUUGGUGUCUAUAGAAAGAGAAAGAGUGUAACGUGAAAUUGUGCAGGAAACUUUCUUUUUAGGGAAAUAAUUAGAGAGUGGGGCCCUGGGGCCCUUUAAAGUUUUGUAUUUCUCUAUAAGAUUAACAUGGGAAACUAAUAUUGUUAUGAAACUCCAGCUGUUAUCAGAUAUUAAAAGUGAGAAGAAGAACAUAUGUUAAUUGUAAACAGUCAAUAAGUUUGCUAAUUCAACAGUUUGCUAAAAACAUUAAAUUUACUGACUUGGUUGAAAUGAAAUAUUUACUAUUUGAAUUUGGGUUGGCGUAAAUAUCACAGUAGAAAAAAGCCAGAGCCUGGAUAAUUUGAUAUACCAAAAAGAAAACUGAAUUAACACUGUGCUGCAUUUCUUAGUAAUCAUUGAAAGAGCCGAUUUGCAAAAUAUGGAAACAUAGGAAAGUUACAGAACACCACCAAGGAGAAGAAAUAGAAAUAAUGUUUUUUUUAUUAUUUAUAAUUGUUAUUAAGGACAACCUAAUGCGGCUAAGAGUAAGGAUAUUUGUAGAAAACACUAAAAAACAAGAUCAGUCUUUGAAAAAUGAAUGAUAAGAUAUUUACAGGAAAUGUGUAUUAUAAGGAUCUGUUAUGUACAUCAUGAGUAUUUCCAAAAUCUUUGAGUCGAAUCUUUUAGUCAUCAGAAAUUAUGACUGUUAUUCGUUUUAAAAUAAAAUAACGCCUGUAAUACUUACCAAUUGCUCAAAUUCGAGUAACAGGUACACUAGUAUAAAUUAAAGCAACUAGAAAUUUGCUCGGCGUGCAGGUCUGCUGUGACAGGCUUAUUCAUAUUUGUAUUAAAUUCAAAAAUCUUUAAUUCAUGCAACAUAAUGCUAAAUAUUUCACAUCCUCUUAUGCACACGCACACGAGGAGAUUUAUGUAUCUCACUGUUAUUCACAUUCCUAAACUAUGUAAUCGUUAUGCUAUAUAAGCGGUUAUAGUGACUAUUGAAAUUUGUAAGAACUUUGUAAUUUGUUCCAGUUUUAUGAUUGUAUUUAAGAUGAAAAUAAAUAUAAUUUGGCUGUUCUUCUAUCAAGUUUUUGUUGCAAAUAAAAUAAUUUUCUCCAUUCUUUCUUUUUUGUUGGAUAUCCAUGCCGUUGGCAAUUUUUCUGAGGAAUGACAGGAGAAAGUAGUUAAACGCUUUUAGGGAAAGCAUUCCAAAACUAUAUGUGUUGUGGAUGUGAUGGGAAUUGAACCCGUCCCUCCCGCACUGAAGUCUUGAUAUGCUAACCACUGGACUAGCCACACACCUACGUCUUAAUACGGGACGGUGGCGUUGUCCUGUACUAGGAGCUCCAGCUACUAGGAGGUCACGAAUUGUGUAUAUUUAUAGAGAUGCACUGUGGAUGCGAUUCUCCCUGGUGUGGAUUAACGUCUGCACUAGUGAGUACUACUACUAUCCGCAGUGCUAUCCUGAUAAUUAGACCAAUUCGUUAAUACCAAGUCAAGAAUGUGGUUCGGAUUCCACUAUAAACUGUAGGUCCCUUAGUUGCCAUUAGCUGUUUGGGCUAUUAAUUAACAGCUGUGUCUAAGGAAUAUGUCGGCCUUAGUCACUAACAAGACUAUAAGAUUGUGCCACUCAUCCUACACUCAUAUUUGCGUUAAAAUAUGCACAUAGUGGCGUCCCCAUCUUAAAUAACUGAUAAUUGACUGAUAAGACCUAUUUACGAUAAGAAUAUUAAUUUUUUUUGUACAAGCUAGCCUCACUCAUCAUAUUUACUGUGUUGAUGACAGUUUCAUAUGUUAAACUAGAAAAAUUAAGGAAGUGAUUG
This is a messenger RNA of Macrosteles quadrilineatus (aster leafhopper), 5673 nucleotides long. RefSeq names its product trafficking protein particle complex subunit 11 (gene gry). The transcript has 24 exons. The record is from RefSeq and is a predicted model, not a curated record. Lineage: Eukaryota; Metazoa; Arthropoda; Insecta; Hemiptera; Cicadellidae. Gene Ontology annotation, cellular component: cytoplasm. The coding region runs from base 112 to 3408 and encodes 1098 amino acids.